Molecule: messenger RNA, 1161 nt
Organism: Malassezia restricta
Lineage: Eukaryota; Fungi; Basidiomycota; Malasseziomycetes; Malasseziales; Malasseziaceae
Source: the annotation of a RefSeq genome assembly
AUGCGUAUCCUUAAAUCUAAUCCUAUUCUUGGUCUGGCUAAUAGUUAUAUUAUCGAUAACCCUGAACCAGCCAAUAUUUCUUACAUGUGGAAUUUUGGUUCUCUACUUGGUCUUUGUCUUGUUAUCCAAAUUCUUACAGGUAUUUUCCUUGCUAUGCAUUAUUGUCCUAAUGUUGAUCUUGCAUUUGCUAGUGUUGAACAUAUUAUGCGAGAUGUUAACUACGGAUGGGCUAUCCGAUAUGUACAUGCUAAUACUGCUUCAUUCUUCUUCCUAUUUAUGUACUUCCAUGUUGGACGAGGUCUUUACUAUGGUUCAUACAAAUCUCCUCGAAUCCUUCCUUGGUCUAUCGGAGUAAUUAUUCUAAUCCUUACAAUGGCUACAGCAUUCCUAGGUUAUGUUCUUCCUUAUGGACAAAUGUCACUAUGGGGUGCUACUGUAAUUACAAACCUUCUAAGUGCUAUCCCAUGGAUUGGUAAUGAUUUCGUAGAGUUUGUAUGGGGAGGAUUUAGUGUAAAUAAUGCUACACUUAACCGAUUCUUCUCACUACACUUCCUACUUCCAUUUAUUCUUGCUGCUCUUUCAGCAAUGCAUCUUCUUACAAUUCAUGAACAUGGAAGUAGUAAUCCUCUUGGUAUUAGUGGUAAUACUGACCGACUUCCAUUCCAUCCUUACUUCGUAUUUAAAGAUCUUGUAACUAUUGUUCUAUUCCUACUUAUUCUUUCAGUAUUUGUAUUCUUCUAUCCAAAUGCUCUUGGACAUUCUGAUAACUAUAUCCCAGCUAAUCCAAUGCAAACUCCUCCUUCAAUUGUACCUGAAUGGUAUCUACUUCCAUUCUAUGCAAUUCUUCGAUCAAUUCCAUCAAAAAUCAUUGGAGUUAUUGCUAUGUUUGGUUCUCUACUAAUCCUUCUAGCUAUGCCUAUCCUUGAUACAUCUCGAAUUCGAGGUAACCAAUUCCGACCUCUAUCUCGAUUUGCAUUCUGGGUAUUUGUAGUAGAUUUCCUAAUUCUACUAUGGAUUGGUGCUCAACAUCCUGAAUAUCCUUAUUCAGAUAUCGGUAGUUAUGCUACAGUAUUCUACUUUGCAUACUUCUUUAUUGUUGUUCCAGUAGUAGGUAUUAUUGAGAAUACACUAAUGGAUGUAGCAGUUUCAGAAGAAAAAUAA